CACCUCUAACCCAGGCCGAGAGUAGCUGCCGUUUCUGAGAGGACGAUUCGUGAGGAGGUCCUUGGCGCGGUUUUCCUUUCCUCUCCCUUCUGCGGGGCCUGGCCGUGCUUCACCUGUGCCUAGAGCGUGGUGUGUUCUCGUCUACUUGCCUAACUUUCUGCAGACGGCGCCUUUCGUUGGCCCAAUAGUUCCUUGUCGAAAGUGCCGGCCCCCGCGCCGGCACCGGCCGUAGCCCGGUGGGAAGGCUCAAGAUGGCGUGCCUGUUGGAGACCCCAAUCCGCAUGAGCGUCCUCUCGGAAGUAACAGCUAGCAGUCGCCACUAUGUUGACAGGCUAUUUGACCCUGAUCCCCAGAAAGUUCUUCAAGGUGUCAUAGACAUGAAAAAUGCUGUAAUUGGAAACAACAAGCAGAAAGCCAAUCUCAUUGUUUUAGGAGCUGUUCCAAGAUUGUUGUACUUGCUUCAGCAAGAAACUUCAAGUACAGAGCUGAAAACUGAAUGUGCAGUGGUAUUGGGAAGUCUUGCUAUGGGUACUGAAAACAAUGUCAAGUCUCUUCUAGAUUGCCAUAUUAUCCCAGCCUUAUUGCAAGGACUACUGUCUCCAGACCUGAAGUUCAUUGAAGCUUGCCUCCGAUGCCUGCGCACCAUCUUCACCAGUCCUGUAACUCCAGAGGAGCUUCUAUAUACAGAUGCCACAGUGAUACCACACCUCAUGGCGCUACUUAGCAGGUCCCGCUACACACAGGAGUACAUCUGUCAGAUCUUCUCACACUGCUGUAAAGGUCCAGAUCAUCAAACAAUUUUAUUUAACCAUGGUGCAGUUCAGAAUAUUGCUCACCUACUAACCUCAGUAUCUUACAAAGUUCGAAUGCAAGCACUGAAAUGCUUCUCAGUUUUAGCUUUUGAAAACCCCCAGGUAUCGAUGACUCUGGUAAAUGUUUUGGUUGAUGGAGAAUUGUUACCACAAAUAUUUGUGAAGAUGUUACAGAGGGAUAAGCCUAUUGAGAUGCAGCUGACAUCAGCAAAAUGUUUAACUUACAUGUGUAGAGCUGGAGCAAUUCGGACAGAUGACAACUGUAUUGUAUUAAAGACACUGCCUUGUUUGGUUCGAAUGUGCAGUAAGGAGAGGUUGCUAGAGGAGAGAGUUGAAGGAGCUGAGACACUCGCCUAUCUGAUUGAACCAGAUGUUGAACUACAGAGAAUCGCUAGCAUAACUGAUCACCUCAUUGCCAUGCUUGCUGAUUAUUUCAAGUAUCCCAGCUCAGUGAGUGCCAUCACUGAUAUUAAAAGGCUUGAUCAUGACUUAAAACAUGCUCAUGAACUCCGCCAGGCUGCAUUCAAGCUCUAUGCCUCUCUAGGAGCAAACGAUGAAGACAUCCGGAAGAAGAUCAUUGAGACUGAAAAUAUGAUGGACCGAAUUGUGACUGGCUUGUCUGAGUCUAGUGUCAAGGUGCGGUUAGCUGCCGUCAGAUGUUUGCACAGUUUAUCUAGAUCUGUGCAGCAGCUUCGAACCAGUUUCCAGGAUCACGCUGUGUGGAAACCUUUAAUGAAGGUUUUACAAAAUGCACCAGAUGAAAUCCUAGUAGUAGCAUCUUCCAUGCUAUGUAAUCUUCUUCUUGAAUUUUCUCCAAGCAAAGAGCCAAUUUUAGAAUCUGGAGCUGUAGAACUACUUUGUGGAUUAACCCAAAGUGAAAAUCCUGCAUUGCGAGUGAAUGGUAUUUGGGCUUUAAUGAAUAUGGCAUUUCAGGCUGAACAAAAAAUAAAAGCUGAUAUUUUACGAAGCUUGAGUACUGAACAGCUAUUCCGGUUAUUAUCAGAUUCAGAUUUGAAUGUGCUGAUGAAGACAUUGGGACUUCUUAGAAAUCUCCUCUCUACUCGGCCUCAUAUAGAUAAAAUAAUGAGUACUCAUGGAAAGCAAAUUAUGCAAGCCGUCACGCUUAUUCUGGAAGGGGAGCAUAACAUUGAGGUCAAAGAGCAAACACUGUGCAUCUUAGCCAACAUAGCAGAUGGAACAACAGCAAAAGAACUUAUUAUGACCAAUGAUGACAUCCUGCAGAAAAUCAAGUAUUACAUGGGUCAUUCACAUGUGAAACUUCAGCUUGCCGCUAUGUUUUGUAUAUCAAACCUCAUAUGGAAUGAAGAGGAAGGUUCACAAGAACGCCAAGAUAAAUUACGAGACAUGGGCAUCGUAGAUAUUCUACACAAACUGAGUCAGUCACCAGAUUCAAACCUUUGUGACAAGGCAAAGAUGGCACUGCAGCAGUACCUAGCGUGAUGGGAGCGCCCUGGGCACCUGCAAGCAUCCCACAUCCUUGUUAAAGGAAGUACAGGAACUAGCCUCAUUUGAUUCCUUCUAUUUGCACAAGUCACCUUGGACUGCAGGGAGCUGUUUUGCAAAAGCAAUUUGGUAGGCUUAGAUCUCAAAUUCAUCUUGAGAACAUUUUUUUGAGGUAGUAAUUUCCUCAGAGGACUGUUGUGUUUUGUUUUGUUUUUUUCUGAGCUACCUGGACUCUUUAUUAGAACAAUCAAUCAUUUUCCUUUGGACCUACAAUUUUUUGCCUAUGCUGCAGCCACUUUGUGAGUGAGAAUGAAUGUGUCUCUGCACACACAGAUGUGUGUGCAUGUGUAUGCACGUGGGUCAGAAUGAAUGGAUGUGUGUGUGUGUGAGGGAUACCUCAAAUUUUUCUUUUCUUAUUUUGUGUGAAAAUCUCUUUUCUACAGAUUUUCCAGGGUUUAAGCAUUGCUUGCUGUAUAAAAAACUUUACUGAAUUAUAUACAGUUUGAAUGAAAUGUUAUUUUAAAAACAAAACAAUUGUUAAGUGUUCCAUAAAGGUUAUGUUGAAUUUUGGUCAGAUGAAUAUUUGUAAGUAAAAAAUAUAUGCAUUUCUGAACCUCAA
Molecule: messenger RNA, 2895 nt
Organism: Lutra lutra (Eurasian river otter)
Lineage: Eukaryota; Metazoa; Chordata; Mammalia; Carnivora; Mustelidae
Gene: ARMC8
Product: armadillo repeat containing 8
Exons: 22
Coding region: 252-2273 (673 amino acids)
Biological process (GO): proteasome-mediated ubiquitin-dependent protein catabolic process
Cellular component (GO): GID complex
Molecular function (GO): protein binding
Source: RefSeq, a predicted model, not a curated record